AUACAAAGCUACCUUCUUUGCAGUCGUACUGCGAACUUCGUCGAGACGCUUAUGGCCACCGAUCUGUCCGCAAUUCGUCACGAUUCUUUGUCCCCGAAUCAAUCCAAUAGCCGAUCUCUCCGUUUCGUUUCGUCAGCUCCCCCUUCGCUUAGUAACGGGCCGUUGACAGCUUGGAGCCAUGGGUGAUGUGAUUGAUUUAACCGGUGAUGGAGGUGUUAUAAAGACAGUUGUAAGCCAAGCCAAAGCUGAUGCUAUUGCUCCAACAGAAGACCUUCCUCUUGUUGAUGUUCAUUAUGAAGGUGUUCUUGCUGAUAAUGGCGAAGUUUUUGAUACCACACACGAAGACAAUACUGUAUUCUCUUUUGAGCUUGGAAAGGGCACUGUAAUCAAGGCUUGGGACAUUGCAUUGAGAACCAUGAAGGUUGGGGAAGUUGCAAAAGUCACGUGCAAGCCAGAAUAUGCCUAUGGCAGUGCGGGUUCUCCGCCAGAUAUCCCACCAGAUGCUACGCUUAUCUUUGAGGUGCAAUUAGUGGCUUGCAGGCCACGGAAGGGUUCGAGUUUGGGUAGUGCGUCAGAGGAGAGGACUAGGCUAGAAGAGCUGAAAAGGCAGAGGGAGCUUGCUGCCGCUACCAAAGAAGAAGAGAAGAAGAAGAGAGAAGAUGCUAAAGCGGCUGCAGCUGCCCGAAUUCAAGCCAAGCUGGAAUCCAAGAAAGGUCAAGGGAAGGGGAAGGGCAAAGCAAAGUAGUGGCAUAUCGCAAGUUUCAUUCACGUUAAUGUGUGCUGAUAACUAAUAUUUUACUAUAUUGAGACGUAUAAACAAUAUUUGAAAUGUGUUAAGACUAUAAAUUGUGCCACGGUAGCAACAUCAGACACCGGGGCGGGGCCGGGGCCAGGGCCAUCUCUAAAUACUUUUACUUUGUUGGAGUGGAAAUCUGUUGGUUGGGUGUAUGAACACCACUCAAGAAGGCAACAGAACUCAAUUUCGUGACACCAAUCACCAAGACAAACAAAAAACUAGUCUGCAUUAGCGUCUUAUAUGAACUGUUUAUUAUGAGUAUCAAA
This is a messenger RNA of Carya illinoinensis, 1062 nucleotides long. Its product is annotated as peptidyl-prolyl cis-trans isomerase FKBP20-1. The record is from RefSeq and is a predicted model, not a curated record. Gene Ontology annotation, cellular component: cytoplasm. Gene Ontology annotation, molecular function: peptidyl-prolyl cis-trans isomerase activity. The transcript is spliced from 6 exons. Gene Ontology annotation, biological process: protein peptidyl-prolyl isomerization. NCBI's taxonomy places the organism in Eukaryota, Viridiplantae, Streptophyta, Magnoliopsida, Fagales, Juglandaceae. The coding region runs from base 179 to 745 and encodes 188 amino acids.